CCUCUCCUCCUCUCCCCCCCCCUCUCUCUCUCUCGCUCGCUCUAAUUUGUCUGCUCAAGUUCGUCUAUGGUGGGAACUAACCCUAAUUCAAUUAUCACCCGCGCUUGGUGGGAUAAAACCCUAACCCUAAUUCACUGUCCCUGCAUUCUCUGAUGGGUUCCAUGGUCUCGGAAAAGCUCUCGGUUAACAGAGAAAACCCAAGAAACCUCACCACCGCCACGACGAGGGCCAUGCCCGCCGAGCUCGGGGCCCAGAAGCCGCCGCUUACGAUUCUCGACCGGUUCAACGCUCUGCUGAAGCAGCGCGGCAAGAUUAGGGUUUCAGCCGGAGAAGACGCCGUUUCGCCGCCGAGUGCUGAAGAAAUCGUGCAGAUUUACGAGCUGCUGUUGUCGGAGCUAACAUUCAACUCAAAGCCAAUCAUCACAGAUCUCACCAUAAUCGCUGGCGAGCAGAGGGAGCACGGCAAGGGCAUCGCCGACGCGAUUUGCUCUCGGAUUAUCGAGGUCCCAGUUGAGCAAAAGCUUCCUUCUUUAUAUCUUCUAGACAGUAUCGUCAAGAAUAUUGGUCGCGAAUAUGUUAGUUUCUUCGCAUCCAGUCUACCCGAGGUUUUCUGUGAGGCAUACAUGCAAGUUCAACCUAAUCAGUAUAAUGCCAUGCGCCACCUCUUUGGCACCUGGUCAGCAGUGUUUCCACCUUCUGUUCUUCGUAAGAUUGAGGCACAACUGCAAUUUUCUCCUUCAGUAAACCGUCAAUCAUCUGGUUUGACUCCCUUAAGGGCUUCUGAAUCUCCUCGACCAACCCAUGGCAUACAUGUUAAUCCAAAGUAUCUGCGUCACUUGGAACAUUCAACUGUGGAUAGUAAUAUUCAGGAAGUUAAAGGAACGUCAGAUUUAAAAAUGUAUGGUCAAAAAUCUGCCGUUGGAUAUGAUGAGUUUGAUUCUGCUCAUGCAGAGGUUGUUUCCUCCCAAGGUGGAGCCCAAAGAUUGAGCUCAACAGGAAAUGCAGGUCAUGCACCUUUUGCCUUUGGGGCUAAUAAGGUACAUCCACUUUCAAAUGCCAGACUUGUAAGAUCCUCUUCCCCUUCAAGAACUGGGCCUGAUAGGUCUUUACCGUUGGGGGUUGACGAAUUUGCAGCAGACCAUUCUCCUAGAAGGUUUGUUGAUAGGGGCUCUCCAUCUCAUCCUGUUUUUGAGUAUGGACUUGGUAAAACAACUGGUAGAGAUGAGAAAAUGGGUGGCUGGAAGAAAAAACACUUUUCAGAUAAUAGUAAAAACUGCUUUGAAACUACUACAGCAUACAGCCUUAGUAAUGGACAUGAGCACCAAAGACCAAGGGCAUUAAUUGAUGCAUAUGGAAAUGACACAGGGAAGAGAUCUUUUCAUGAUAAGCCUCUGCAGGGUCAACGCCUGGACAUAAAUGGUAUGGAAAAAAAGGUUGCUCCAGCAUCAUGGCAGAAUACUGAAGAGGAAGAGUUUGAUUGGGAAGAUAUGAGUCCCACUUUAGUAGACCGUGAUAGGAAUACUGAUUUCUUGUCAUCAUAUGUUCCACCUCUUGGAAGCUUUAGGGCAAGGCCUGCCUUUGGAGUACAGAAUGCUUCCUCUUUGGAGCCUGAUAACAGGAUCAGUUGGUCUAGUCAGGCUCAGCUCCCUGCAGUGGAUGAUUCUUCUAUAAUUGCUGAAGACGCAGCCCCCUUACCAAUUUUUGGCCGUGUAUCAUCGGGGAACAUAUCUGGAUUCAGAGCUGAGGGAAAUCGGAUUCUGGAUUCUCGCUAUCCUCAGGAGGCCUGGAAUAUGCCUCCCCAUCUCAACAAAGGAAGAGGAAGGAGUUUCCGUAUGCCCUUAUUAGCAAGUGGUAUAUCUUCAUCAGAUGGUAGCAAAAUGUCUCCUCUUAUUGAUAAGCUUCCUGAUGCUGACCCACAACUUUACAGACCCUCAACUAUUAGAAUUGGUUCUUCCGAUAUUGAUUCUGUUAGUGUUGAGGCCCGACCAGCUGUUGUACCAGCAUCGGUUGGGGUAAGGCCUGCUCUAAAUGUGCAGAACUCUCGCCAACAGCCUCUGCAGCCUAGUUUUCCACAGCAGAAACAGAUGAGGAGCCAAUUCGAGUCAAUAAAUGCUAGCAAUAAUGUCAAUAAUCUUGAUUCAAAUGGUUCUUUAUAUGUGCCUGAGCAGCAGUUGGAUAAUUUUGGCAAUAAGCAGCUGAGUUAUACAAAGCUGCCACAAUUGCCUAAUCAGCGUGCAGGACUAAUUCCUCUGAAUCAUCGAAAUCAGGUGCAAGUCACACAUUCACAACCACAAUUUCCACCUCAGGAGGCACAUCAAUCUUUAGCAACUGUGGUGCAACCAAAUUUAGUGGCACCACCUUUGAGUCAUGGAUACAUUCCACAAGGGCAUGGUGCCACUAUUAGUACAGUUCUGCCAAAUCGUGUACCUGGUGUACAGCGGAUGCUACCUAUUCAAAAUAUCGCUAACAGCUCUGUACGUUUACAGGGGGGAGCCUUGCCACCACUACCUCCAGGUCCCCCUCCCACUUCAUCACAAAUGAUACCUCUCACACAAAACGUAGUUCCAGUUGUUUCUAAUCAACAGACAGGCAGUGCAUUUACUGGGUUGAUUGGUUCUCUCAUGGCUCAGGGUUUGAUCUCAUUGACCAAACCAACCCCUGUACAGGAUUCUGUGGGAGUUGAGUUUAAUGCGGACCUUCUUAAGGUGCGUCAUGAGUCUGCAAUUAGUGCCCUAUAUGCUGAUCUCCCAAGACAGUGCACAACCUGUGGCCUCCGGUUCAAAUCCAAAGAGGAGCACAGUAGUCAUAUGGAUUGGCAUGUAACCAAGAAUCGUAUGUCUAAGAACCGUAAGCAGAAGCCUUCGCGUAAAUGGUUUGUCAGUACGAGUAUGUGGCUCAGUGGUGCAGAGGCAUUAGGAACUGAAGCAGUUCCUGGGUUUUUGCCUACAGAGACCGUUGUAGAAAAGAAGGAUGAUGAAGAAAUGGCUGUUCCUGCUGAUGAGGAUCAGAAUGCAUGUGCAUUAUGUGGAGAGCCUUUUGACGAUUUUUACAGUGAUGAGACUGAGGAGUGGAUGUAUAAGGGGGCAGUCUACUUAAAUGCACCUAGUGGCUCGACAGCUGGCAUGGAUAGGUCUCAGUUAGGUCCUAUAGUGCAUGCUAAGUGCCGGUCAGAAACUAGCAUGGUUUCCCCUGAAGAUUUUAGACAAGACGAAAGGGGAAUUACUGCUGAGGGUAGUGAAAGGAAACGUACGCGGCUUAGUUAGAUCAACUUCUAUGUUGUGUGUAACUUACAGUGAUUUUCUUCAUGUUAACGGUAUGCUCUUAACUUACUUUUACAGUAGAGUUGGAGAUUGCGGUACCUUGGCUUGAUGCCAGAAUAUUGUACAUGUAUAGUUGGACUUGUACCAAGCAACAUUGUCUUGCAGCAGAGGUUACAAAUUCUCUCACAUUAUUACCUUUCUGGCAUUCUUUUUC
Corylus avellana is the source of this 3474-nucleotide messenger RNA. RefSeq names its product PCF11P-similar protein 4 (gene PCFS4). The record is from RefSeq and is a predicted model, not a curated record. Gene Ontology annotation, cellular component: mRNA cleavage factor complex; cytoplasm. Lineage: Eukaryota; Viridiplantae; Streptophyta; Magnoliopsida; Fagales; Betulaceae. Gene Ontology annotation, molecular function: mRNA binding; RNA polymerase II complex binding. Gene Ontology annotation, biological process: mRNA 3'-end processing; termination of RNA polymerase II transcription.